This is a messenger RNA of Xiphias gladius (swordfish), 1123 nucleotides long. RefSeq names its product germ cell-specific gene 1-like protein. Gene Ontology annotation, cellular component: plasma membrane. The transcript is spliced from 6 exons. The coding region runs from base 1 to 1065 and encodes 354 amino acids. The record is from RefSeq and is a predicted model, not a curated record. NCBI's taxonomy places the organism in Eukaryota, Metazoa, Chordata, Actinopteri, Istiophoriformes, Xiphiidae.
AUGCUGGAGCGUAUGUCCCGUCGCUCUCGCUCCCUGCUCUCCCUGACCUUGACCACUCUGGCUCUGGCCCUCUCCAUCCUCGCUCUCUGCACCUCCUACUGGUGUGAGGGCACUCACAAGGUGGUUAAGCCCCUCUGCCUGUCACCUGUCAAAAUGAAGAACUGUGGUCAGAACAACAGCGAGCCUUACACCACAGAGAGUCCCACUCAGAACCCCUUCAACCGCACACUGUCUCCAGCCAGGAGAGAGGAGUUGGCCAGGAUCAGACAGAGGCAGCUGGCCAACGCCGUGCACUACAUCUGGGAGACGGGGGAAGACAAGUUUGCUUUCAGAUACUUCCACACCGGCUUCUGGGAAAGCUGUGAGAAACACAGCGAUGGGGAGAAAUGUCGCAGCUUUAUAGAGUUAACUCCAGGGGAAACACAAGGCGUGCUCUGGCUGUCAGUGAUUUCAGAGUUUACAUACAUCGGCCUGCUGGGGAUGGGCUUCUUACUGAUGUGGCUGGAAGUUUUGUGCUCUCAUAAAGAGAUGCACUCGCUGAAAAUCAAUGCCUAUGCAGCUAUCUGUACUGUGCUAUCAGGUCUUCUUGGGAUGGUAGCCCACAUGAUGUACACCACAGUAUUUCAGAUGACAGUCAUUGUGGGCCCCAAAGACUGGAGGCCUCAGUCCUGGGACUAUGGCUGGUCAUUUGCUCUUGCCUGGGUGUCCUUCAGUUGCUGUAUGGGGGCAGCUGUGGUCACACUCAACUCCUACACAAAGACCAUCAUUGAGCUCCGUCGCAGACAGAAGCUACGAUUGGAGGAAGCAAGAGCCGCCAGUCACGCCCCAUCCUAUGAUGAGGUUGUUCCAGGGGGCGGGCUUUACUCUGUCAGCGGCCUAUUGCAGUGUCCAGACGGCAUGAUUGAUGUGGCAUGGGCCCCGAAUGGCAGCAUGGUUGGAAUGGGAAAUGGGGAUGUACCAACGCUGGUUUUGGUAGGAGGCUGUGGGCCAGAGGGGUGUGAAGACUGUGAGAGAGAAAUGGAUGAGAUGGAGGAGGCCAUGGACCGAGUUGAUUCACCUUGUUAGGGAGUCAAGUUAUAUCCAUCGACUAAAAGGGCUGAAAAACUGAAAAAGGAAAGACACU